Pristis pectinata (smalltooth sawfish) is the source of this 5458-nucleotide messenger RNA. It is a transcript of the gene myo6a, whose product is annotated as myosin VIa. The record is from RefSeq and is a predicted model, not a curated record. Gene Ontology annotation, molecular function: actin filament binding; microfilament motor activity; ATP binding. Lineage: Eukaryota; Metazoa; Chordata; Chondrichthyes; Rhinopristiformes; Pristidae. Gene Ontology annotation, cellular component: cytoplasm; ruffle; myosin complex. Gene Ontology annotation, biological process: inner ear auditory receptor cell differentiation; actin filament organization; endocytosis.
GCCGCAGUGACGUCACGCCGUUCCCAGGUCGGCUCUCCGGGAUCGCGAGCUGGAGGGAGGGCGCGCGCGCGCAGACUGGUCGGACCGGCCCGGGAGCGGCGGCACUCGCACCGUGCACGGGAAUCGUGGGUAGUUUCCAAAAGACAGCAUGGAGGAUGGGAAGGCUGUGUGGGCUCCACACCCCCUAGAUGGGUUCCAGUUGGGUUUGAUCAUUGACAUCGGUGUUGACUCAUUAACCAUUGAACCUUUGAAUCAGAAGAACAAGACUUUUUUAGCUCCCGUCAAUCAAGUUUUUCCUGCAGAAGAAGACAAUAAAAAGGAUGUGGAAGAUAACUGUGGCCUCAUGUACUUAAAUGAAGCUACGCUCCUGAACAAUGUUCGAGUGCGCUAUAGCAAAGAUAAAAUCUAUACUUAUGUAGCCAACAUACUGAUAGCAGUGAACCCAUACUAUGACGUACCUAAACUGUACUCAUCAGAUUCCAUUCAGAAGUACAAGGGGAAAUCCUUGGGCACUCUACCACCACAUGUCUACGCUAUCGCUGAUAAAGCUUACCGUGAUAUGAAGGUACAUAAAUUAAGCCAGUCCAUCAUUGUAUCGGGAGAAUCAGGUGCUGGGAAAACAGAAAACACAAAGUUUGUUCUUCGGUACUUGACUGAAUCGUAUGGUACAGGUCAAGACAUUGACGAAAGGAUUGUGGAAGCCAAUCCCUUACUGGAGGCUUUCGGGAAUGCCAAAACUGUACGUAAUAAUAAUAGUAGUCGAUUUGGAAAAUUUGUCGAGAUACAUUUCAACGAGAAGAAUGCUGUUGUUGGAGGAUUUGUAUCUCAUUACCUGCUGGAAAAAUCCCGAAUCUGUAUGCAGAGCACGGAAGAAAGAAAUUACCACAUCUUUUAUAGGCUGUGUGCAGGUGCUCCUGAAGACAUUAGGCAAAAGUUUCACUUGACCUCCCCUGAUAAUUUCCGGUACCUAAAUCGAGGCUGCACCAGGUACUUUGCCAACAAGGAAUCGGACAAACGGAUCCUGCAGAAUCGCAAGAGCCCAGAGUGCCUUAAAGAAGGCUCCAUGAAGGACCCGUUACUGGACGACCACGGCGACUUUAACCGCAUGUGUGUAGCUAUGAAGAAAAUAGGUCUGGGGGAUGCUGAGAAGCUUGACCUGUUCCGUGUGGUUGCAGGUGUUCUACACCUUGGAAAUGUUGACUUUGAAGAAGCUGGAAGCACUUCAGGUGGGUGUGUCCUGAAGAACAAAUCGCGUCAGUCACUGGACUGUUGUGCUGAACUUCUGGGACUGGAUGGCGAUGAUUUGCGUGUUAGCUUGACCACUCGAGUAAUGCUGACCACAGCUGGAGGUGCCAAAGGCACGGUUAUUAAGGUACCUUUAAAGGUGGAGCAGGCAAAUAAUGCUCGAGAUGCUUUGGCCAAGGCUGUUUACAGCCACCUAUUUGACCACGUUGUGAAACGGGUCAAUCAGUGCUUUCCAUUUGAGACCUCCAGCUUCUUCAUAGGAGUUCUGGACAUUGCUGGGUUUGAAUACUUUGAGCACAAUAGCUUUGAACAGUUCUGCAUUAACUAUUGCAAUGAGAAGCUUCAGCAGUUCUUCAAUGAAAGGAUCCUCAAAGAGGAACAAGAGCUGUAUCAGAAAGAAGGGCUUGGUGUGAAUGAAGUGCACUAUGUUGACAAUCAAGACUGCAUUGAUUUGAUUGAAGCUAAAUUAGUGGGGAUUCUGGAUAUUCUGGAUGAAGAAAACCGCCUACCUCAAACCAGUGACCAACAUUUUACUUCGGCAGUUCACCAGAAGCACAAGGAUCACUUCCGACUCACAAUUCCUAGAAAGUCCAAACUGACGGUUCAUAGGAACAUCCGUGAUGACGAAGGGUUUAUCAUCAGGCACUUCGCUGGAGCAGUCUGCUAUGAAACGACCAAGUUUGUGGAAAAGAAUAAUGAUGCCUUGCACAUGUCCUUGGAAUCCCUGGUGUCAGAAUCAAAGGACCCUUUUGUCCGGAAACUCUUUGAAGGAACCAACAACACUAAGGACACAAAGCAGAAAGCAGGAAAACUGAGCUUCAUUAGCGUUGGGAAUAAGUUCAAGACUCAGUUGAAUCUGCUGCUCGCAAAGUUACGCAGACACAGUGAGUACUCAUUGGGCUCCAGCUUCAUUCGAUGCAUAAAGCCCAACCUCAAGAUGACAACUCAGUUUGAAGGGGCACAGAUUCUCUCGCAGCUGCAGUGUUCAGGUAUGGUGUCUGUACUGGACCUGAUGCAAGGAGGAUUCCCAUCACGUGCUCCGUUCCAUGAACUUUACAACAUGUACAAGAAGUUCAUGCCUGCAAAGCUCUCCAGGUUGGACCCCAGGCUCUUUUGCAAGGCACUGUUCAAAGCCUUGGGUCUCAAUGAAAAUGAUUACAAGUUUGGUCUUACCAAAGUCUUUUUCCGACCUGGCAAGUUUGCAGAGUUCGAUCAGAUCAUGAAAUCCGAUCCGGAGCAUCUGGCGGUGUUGGUGAAACGUGUGAAUCACUGGCUUAUCUGCAGCCGGUGGAAGAAGGUUCAGUGGUGUGCACUGUCUGUCAUCAAAUUGAAGAACAAGAUGAAGUACCGAGCGCUUGCUUGCAUUAAGAUGCAGAAGACUGUCCGCAUGUGGUUAUGCAAGAGAAAGCAUAAGCCACGCAUUGACGGUGUGGUGAAGGGGAAAUCAUUGAAACAGCGCGUCAAUAGGAUGACCGAGGUAGUGAAGGCCCUGAAGGAGGGCAAGGCUGAGAUGAGCAAACAAGUCCAGGAUUUGGAUUCAUCGAUAGAUGCAUUUGUGAGCAAACUCAAGCGCACAGUCAUGACCCGAGAUGAGAUUGAAAAGGAGUACGCAGGGCUGGUGAAACGUUCCGAGCAGCUUCUGGGCGCGCUGCAGAAGAAGAAACAGGAGGAAGAGGAAGCCGAGCGACUGCGGAUCAUCCAACAGGAAAUGGAGCGAGAGCAGAAGAGGCGUGCGGACGAGGAGCGACGUCGCAAGCAAGAGGAGGAAGACCGGCGGUUGAAAGCAGAGAUGGAGAUGAAGCGGAAACAGGAGGAGGAGGAGAGGAAGAAACGAGAGGAAGAGGAACGCCGUCUGCAGGCUGAAAUGGAGGCACAGAUCACCGCUGAGCGUGAGGAGGAAGCCCGUAAACAGGCACUGCUCGAACAAGAGCGGCGUGAUCGGGAGCUCGCCAUGAGAAUCGCACGCAGUGAGUCUGAGCUUAUCACUGAUGAGUCUCCGAUGGACACUGGAAUUAAGAGUGUUGAAGUUAAAAGCAUCCAACCUGUUGCAGCUGCUGCUAAAUCUGCUCGGCCAGCAUCCAAAAUGACAAUGGAUGAAAUGGCCAAAGAAAUGUCAGAUUAUCUGGCUAGAAGUCCACAAGUCCAGGCCACCAAGGCUGCUGCUGGUACAAAGAAACACGAUCUCAGCAAGUGGAAAUACGCUGAGCUACGUGAUGCCAUCAACACCUCCUGUGAUAUUGAACUCUUGGAAGCCUGCAGGGAGGAGUUCCAUCGGCGACUGAAGGUUUACCAUGCUUGGAAGUCCAAGAACAAAAAACGCAACUCUGAGGCAGAGCAACGGGCUCCAAAAUCCGUCACGGACUAUGCUCAGCAGAAUCCUCCCCAGUUGCACACUCGGCAGCAGGAGAUAGCUCAGAAUCGGACACAACGCUAUUUCCGCAUCCCUUUCAUCCGGCCAGCUGACCAGUACAAGGAGCCGCAGAACAAGAAGAAAGGCUGGUGGUAUGCGCACUUUGAUGGGCCCUGGAUCGCGCGCCAGAUGGAACUCCAUCCAGACAAACCUCCCAUACUAUUGGUAGCUGGCAAGGAUGACAUGGAGAUGUGUGAAUUGAGCCUGGACGAGACAGGUCUCACCCGGAAACGCGGGGCUGAGAUCCUACCGCGGCAGUUCGAAGAGAUGUGGGAGCACUGCGGUGGAGUCACCUAUCUGCGCAAUGCAAUUGAGAGCAAGCAAGCUAGGCCCACCUAUGCCACAGCGAUGCUUCAGAACCUUCUACAGUAGAAUGUAAUGGUCUUUUUCCUUAAUAGAGAGAGCGUGGUGUAGACAAGAAAGACUUGUAAAUGGAGCACAUGGAAGAAUACCACUCUUCCAAUGGAAAUAAGUCUCAGAGCUUGAAAUAAAUGUUUUUUUAACUUUAGACCGCUAUGUUAUGCAAGAUUUAAUGAACAAAAAAACCAGUUGAGCAAAAUUAGGAAUAACAUUUAGUAACAGUAAUCCUAUUCCCUUAGAACAUUGUGGCAAUCAAUCAAUGAUAAAGGAAGCCCAGAGCUGGUCACAGUUUAGUCCGAGGUGCCACAAUGACGUUUGCAAGACUUGGCAAAGAAUGACGGUGGCUGAUUAAUGUGAUGUUAGUUCUUUUAAAGUAAUACAUUCGCCCUAUGCUGCAAUGUUUAAAAAUCCACAUGUUGUAAUUUUUAUUGAACAGUCAGAAGUUACUCAAUUAGUGCUUGGGGCAAGUUCUUCAUGUGACUGGUGAUUAUUCCCCAUAACCCACAUCAUAUAAACUCCAGUUCAGUAAGCAUUUCACAGCCAGAUUAUUACUUAUACUUGAAGGUUGCAGCUUUCAGGAACUAUUAAAUAACCUGCGACCCCUACUGACACUUUAGCACUUGUGAGUCCUGACAUUGGGUUCUUGCAGAAAGUUACCUCUUUAUUUCAAGCCCUGCAGUUUCAAAUAAAUAUGAUCAUGUUGUACCUAUCUGACAUAAUUAGAUUCCAUUAAUUCUAGAGCUUUGUUCUGUCAAUUUCUAUCUUGUGUGAUUUUUUUGUGUAGUGAAGUCUUUGUGCACUCUGUGAUAAUUGAACAUUCAACCAUGUAUAAACACUGUUUCUGUAAUACAGUAGUGUCUCAAAACUGGAACAGCAUUGCUCUUUGCACCAAGUAUCCUAAUUCAAUCCACAAGUGGACACAAGCAAUUAAUGGUCGUUUAUAAUAUGUCAGAACAAUCCCUUGCACUGUCCUGUGCUGGAGACCUGAUCUCUGGGAUUGAUGGCAUGUUCUUGCCAUUUUGGCAGUGGCAUGACUCUUUCCCUAUAUUAUUUGCCAUGUGGAUCACUCCUCUCACCAUACUAAGGUGAUUUCCCCAUCUGGAAAUCUAAAACACAGAAUCUGUGCAAACAGUGGAGGACGGAGGACAGGUAACAAAGCUGGCAUGGCUAAUCCUGUACUGUAUGGUAUUGGUGGCUUUCAUGAGACUUUAUGAUCCCAGCUUAUGUUUGACAGUCUAACACAAUGACUAGCUGUUGUGCUUAUUUAUUUAUGAUUUCCCAUGUGCAAGUCUUACCUUAAAACGUCUGCUGUUUUCUUGGUAAUUCCUGAACCAAUUGGACCAAUUCCCUUUUUAAGAACUGCACAGUUUUGCCAUUUGAUUUUUGAAAUGUCUCUGAUCUUUUUCAUGAGAUGCAGAAAAUAAACACAUUCCUUAUCUACUA